GCGUUAUAAGAACCCAAAUAGCUGUUGCGGUAACUCGAUAACGUCUUUCCAUGAUCAUGGACACGUUUCGUAUAGUUGUUGUGUGUACAAUUUUGAUGCCUGGCUGCAUUUUAACUUGCCAAGUCCGGGAAAAUGAAGAAUUAACAAAAGACUGGUGGCAAACUGCACAGUUUUAUCAAAUAUAUCCUCGAUCUUUUAUGGACUCUAAUGGCGAUGGAAUUGGUGACUUAAACGGAAUUACAUCAAAGUUAGAAUACCUUAAUGAAAUCGGUGUUACAGCAGCUUGGCUUUCUCCGAUUUUCAAAUCACCAAUGUUUGAUUUUGGUUAUGAUAUUUCAAGCUUCUACGAUAUUCAGGAUGAAUACGGAACAAUCGAUGAUUUUAAAAAGCUUAUAGCUAAGGCGAAUAGACUCGGACUGAAAAUUAUAUUAGAUUUUGUUCCUAACCAUGCGAGUACAGAAAGUAAAUGGUUUAAAAAAUCGGUAAAACGUGAAAAGAACUAUGAAGAUUUUUUUGUUUGGCACGAUGGCUAUGAAAACCCUAAUGGUGGAAAUCGACUUCCCCCAAGCAAUUGGCUUCAAGCAUUCAGAGGAUCUGCCUGGGAAUGGAAUGCUGAGAGAAAACAGUUCUAUCUUCAUCAGUAUACAGUUCAACAGGCUGACUUGAAUUACCGAAAUCCUUUGGUGGUUGAAGAAAUGAAACGUGUACUUCGAUUUUGGUUGGAAAUUGGUGUUGCUGGAUUUAGAAUUGAUGCAGUUCCAAUGCUUUUUGAAGCACUACCUGACAUUAAUGGUCGUUAUCUCGAUGAACCACCAAGUGGAAUAACAAAUGAUCCAGAAAACUCGGACUAUUUAAAACAUCUGUACACCCAAGACCAACCCGAAACACUAGACAUGGUAUAUCAGUGGCGUACCGUUAUGGAUGAUUUUCAACGAAUACAUGGUGGUGAUACUCGAGUUUUGCUCAUUGAAACAUACUCACCGGCUUCAUUUACAAUGAAAAUCUAUGGAAACCGUACCACAAAAGGAGCACACUUACCAUUUAAUUUUAAUCUAAUAACAAUGUUAAAUAAAGGAUUCUCAGCAACUGAUCUAUCAAGGAGCAUAUCUUCCUGGUGGGAUAAUAUGCCACCUGGACAAACAGCAAACUGGGUGAUUGGUAAUCACGAUAAGAGGCGAGCGUCGAGUCGUUAUGGGGAAGAUUUGAUUGAUACGAUGAAUAUGUUGGUUAUGAUGUUGCCUGGAGCCAGUAUCACUUACCAGGGUGAAGAGCUCGGUAUGCCGGAUGGAAUAAUAAGCUGGGAAGACUCGGUUGACCCUGCGGCUUGUAACUCAAACAAGGAAAUCUUUGAGGAAUUUACAAGAGAUCCAGCUAGAACACCAUUUCAAUGGAGUGACGCUCAAAAUGCUGGAUUUUCCACGGCUGCUAAAACUUGGCUUCCAAUUGCAGCUGGUUAUGAAACCAUAAAUGUUGAAGCAGAAAAAAACACACCAACAAGUCAUUUGAAUAUCUACAAAGCUUUGGUUCGCGAAAGAAAAAAUAGAAAACUUUUACAAUUUGGUGAUUUAAAAUUUAAAGCAAUUAAUGAGAAAGUUUUUCUAUUAGAAAGAUCAUUUACCACCGGUGAAAAACUGAUUUUAAUAGCUAAUGUUGGAAAUCAGCCAUCUAUCAUUAAUGUGGAUGAAUUUGAUUCGACAUUUAGAGGAAAUGUUAAAACUUUGAUUUUGAAUUUAAAAUCAACAAAAACUGAAGGAACUGUUUUACCAGCUAGAAAUUUGCAAUUGAGUGCAUAUGAAGCCUUAGUAAUUGAAAGAGCUUAAAAAAGAUAGAAAAUGCAGUUGAAAUAAAAUUAAAAGUUAUGAUUUCAUUAUUUUUAUAA
Messenger RNA from Episyrphus balteatus (marmalade hoverfly), 1879 nucleotides. RefSeq names its product maltase A3-like. The record is from RefSeq and is a predicted model, not a curated record. Gene Ontology annotation, biological process: carbohydrate metabolic process. The transcript is spliced from 6 exons. Lineage: Eukaryota; Metazoa; Arthropoda; Insecta; Diptera; Syrphidae. The coding region runs from base 51 to 1820 and encodes 589 amino acids.